This is a messenger RNA of Ziziphus jujuba (common jujube), 1068 nucleotides long. RefSeq names its product photosystem I chlorophyll a/b-binding protein 5, chloroplastic. Gene Ontology annotation, biological process: response to light stimulus; photosynthesis, light harvesting in photosystem I. The coding region runs from base 41 to 823 and encodes 260 amino acids. Gene Ontology annotation, cellular component: membrane. The record is from RefSeq and is a predicted model, not a curated record. The transcript has 6 exons. Lineage: Eukaryota; Viridiplantae; Streptophyta; Magnoliopsida; Rosales; Rhamnaceae.
GUGGACCUGGUGGAGUCUCUGCGUCUGAUAGAGUAAAAGAAUGGCCUUUGCAGUGGGAAGAGGUUUCCUUGUUCCUCCAUGUUCUUUGUCCACCAAUAACAACGGAUUCAAGUCGUCAUUUGGAAUAACAAACACGCCAUGGCCAACCAAACCAGGAAAAACUCGAGCUUUCGUGGCUCAAGCGCAGGUACGCCCUACAUGGCUACCUGGUCUUGAUCCUCCACCUCACCUCGAUGGAAGUCUGGCUGGGGAUUAUGGAUUCGACCCACUUGGUCUUGGAGAGGAUCCGGAUAGCUUGAGGUGGUAUGUACAGGCUGAGUUAGUUCAUGCUCGCUUCGCUAUGCUUGGGGUGGCAGGAAUUCUUUUUACAGAUCUGCUACGUGUAACAGGAAUCAGCGAUAUACCCAUUUGGUACAAAGCAGGUGCGGUCAAAUAUGACUUCGCCAAUACGGAAACUUUGUUCAUUGUCCAGCUUUUCUUAAUGGGAUUUGUUGAAACCAAGAGAUACAUGGAUUUCGUUAGUCCAGGAUCUCAAGCCAAAGAAGGAUCUUUUUUGGGGUUGGAAGCUUCCCUGGAAGGUUUAGAACCUGGAUAUCCUGGAGGUCCAUUGCUAAAUCCGCUUGGGCUGGCAAAAGAUAUCGAGAAUGCUCAUGACUGGAAGCUUAAAGAGAUCAAGAAUGGACGCCUUGCAAUGGUAGCCAUGCUCGGCUUCUUUGUUCAAGCUUCUGUUACUCAUGUUGGACCGGUUGAAAACCUUGUGGACCACCUGUCCGAUCCAUGGCACAGAACCAUCAUCCAGACAUUUGCUAACUCUACUUCUUAAAUGAAAAUCCAAGUUGCUUUCUGCUGUCAGAUAGCAUUGUCGAGUGUAAACUUAUCUUGCUAGACUUGCUUUUUGGGUCAAUUUUUUUAAGCUGGUUCAAGGGAAGCAGGUAUAUAUUCCGAUGCACUGGUCAACAUUCUAUGACUAAUGAUCACUGGCCACUGGAUCUUGUUAACUUUGUUCAUUUUGCAUUUGCAUUUUGAUGUUUAAAUAUGAUAUAACCAGCGUUCUUUUACCAUGCAAAA